AAAAACACAACAAAGGAAAAACAGAAACAGAAAAAGCAAAAACAAAAUCGUGUGUGUGUGUGUGGCAGUAGGAUAGGCCUCAUUUAAUAAUUGUGUUCCCCAUUCUCACAAUCUCACUUCUCUCCCCCGCAGCGCGUCUAAUAGACAAAGGGUUGUUUCUGUUUUUGUUUCGUUUUUCUGAUAUCUUCAUUAAUGCACGUCGCGCUUUUCGGUGGUGUUGUUCGUUUCUUGAAGCUGUCCCCCUGCGCUCACGCUGCCUUUCUUCAGUGAAUCCUCCCCACGCCUCGGCCUCCACGUGUUCGACGAAAUGCCUGAACGAUGCUUUCCUUCAUUCCCGCCUCGAAUCGCUUCGCCUUCUCGCCUUGCGCCGACGCUGGUUUGAAUUGCCCUGUCGCCGCCGCGUUUCGUCCGGUCGUUUACGUGGUUGAGCUCAGAAGGAGAAGACCGAAGUGGACCUUCUGCCUCAAUCUUGCUGCGGCGAGGGAGAGUGGGCUUCUAGGGUUUUCUAAUUUCCAAGGAGCUUGGCGGUCAGGGUUUGUGAGGCGGUGUACGGUCUGGGAAGGAGGAGGUGACUUAGCUUUGGAGGCUGAAAUUUUGGAGUUCAUGAAGAAAUCUAGGAAUCCUGCAGCUUUUCCCACCAAGAAAGAGCUUCUUGUGGCUGGGAGGAUUGAUUUGGUGGAGGCUAUUGUGAAGCAGGGCGGUUGGCUUUCUUUGGGUUGGGAUUUGGACGAGGCGGCUGCCGUUGGAGGUGACGAAGUUUCGAAUGAUAAUGGUAGCUUAGUUGGCGGUGGCAGUGAAGCAAUCCAAGAUAAUGCUAAUAGUAGUCCAGAGAGUGAUGCGUUGGCGAGCAGAGUUUCUCGGACGUCUUCUGCUAAUUCCUGUCACGUAACCACCUCGUCUGGUAGAUCACUAGAAACGGCAUCUGCCGACGAUAUGGGGAUUGAGGGUAUAUUGAAUCGAUUGGAGAAACAAAGAAAUAUGUCCUUUGGCCCUGGAUUGAAAGAGAGAGAAAAUAGCAGUCAUGUGUUCAGUAAUGAUGGUGGAGAGGACUGGCGUCCUGGCAUACCAGAUGAAGUUGCUGACCUUGAAAGAAGCAGCCAACCUAUGAUAAGCCCCGACAAUGGGCAGCUCAAUGAUCUGAGGCAUAUGCUCAGUCAGAACAUAUCUUUAUCUAACUUUGAUGAUUGGAAAAACUCACACAAGCCAGAAAUGUGGAGAACUUGGAGCACUCAGAGGGCAGGACUUUCAGGCAUGGAAUUUGAAGCUGGUGAAAUUGCUUUUGAUGAGAGUAGAACAGGAGGGGCAACCAAUUGUUUGAAAGAUGAAAUUGUUUCAGUAACAGCCAGUGCUGGUGAAACUUUAGACGGAAACAAAGAAUUGAACUCUUCUGGUGGAGAAAUUAGACCCAAUCAAAUACUAAGUCGCCUUCAGCACCUGGAGUCGGAGCUUUCUUCUGCACUUCACUUAUUGAGGUCUAAAAGGGAUGAAGUUGUUUUGCAGAAGGGUCUUGAGGGCUCUUUGGAGAAUUUGCAGACUCUUUCUGAUGCAUGCGAAUUCCAGGAGAAUGAGAUCAUGAAUGCCCAGGACCGUUUACGUUCAAUACGUGCAAAAUUAGCAGUAUUAGAAGGAAAGAUGGCAUUAGCAAUAAUUGAUGCACAAAAGAUUGCAGAAGAGAAGCAAAAGAAGAUUGAUGAUGCUCAUAAAGCUUUACACCUUCUCCGAACUACCUGCAUAGUUUGGCCUAAUUCAGCCUCAGAGGUUCUUUUGGCAGGAUCCUAUGAUGGUUGGGCUACACAGAGAAAGAUGGAGAGGUCCUCUACAGGUAUCUUUUCCCUGUGCCUGAAGUUGUAUCCAGGUAGAUAUGAGAUCAAGUUUGUUAUUGAUGGAACAUGGAGGAUCGAUCCCCUUCGCCCUAUUGUCAAUAACAAUGGAUAUGAGAACAAUCUACUUAUCAUCACAUGAAGGCUUCAGAUCAGAGAGCAAGGGUAGGCACAUGAUAUUGUUCAGAUGUUAGCAUAGUCGCAGUUGGUGUUGUGAGGCAAGGCAUGAGUAUUGUAGCUGUAAAAAUGACAUGAUAUUGUUCGGAUGGGUAGCAUAGUCGCAGUCGGUGUUGUGAGGCGAGGCAUGAGUAUUUGUAGCUGUAAAAAUGGGCAGUGGAUAACAAUUUCCUAACAAUUCUUUUUUACCUGGACAAAUUACUCCAUUGCAGCAGCUAAAUUUCAGCUUCUUCUGCUCAUUUUGUUUUUCUUUUCUAGAUGUGAACUAGAUAUUUGUAUGUACUCCUUGGAGGUAAUCUGAUUCAAUCAUUUUUGGUUUUUGAAA
Malania oleifera is the source of this 2322-nucleotide messenger RNA. Its product is annotated as protein PTST homolog 2, chloroplastic. Lineage: Eukaryota; Viridiplantae; Streptophyta; Magnoliopsida; Santalales; Ximeniaceae. Bases 319 to 1962 code for a protein of 547 amino acids. The transcript has 8 exons. The record is from RefSeq and is a predicted model, not a curated record.